Castor canadensis (American beaver) is the source of this 918-nucleotide messenger RNA. The record is from RefSeq and is a predicted model, not a curated record. Lineage: Eukaryota; Metazoa; Chordata; Mammalia; Rodentia; Castoridae.
AUGGUGACAUGGAACCUCAGACCAUGUUCUGCCCCGCCAGCGUCCAGUAUGAGCAAUCACAGGGACGUCGUUGAGGUCUUCGAUGGUAUCCGCUUUCCUGGGUUCAUGCACACCACAGAGUCCCUGAAGGCGGCUUGUUCCUUUGAGUUCCAGGACACAGAUGUCCUCCUGGUGACGUUCCCCAAAUCGGGUACCACAUGGAUGCAGCAGGUUCUGAGUCUGAUCUUCUGUGAGGGCAACUUGUGGCCCAUUCGCCACCUCCCUAACUGGAUCCGUGCACCUCGGAUAGAGCAUAUCUCCUUCAGCAGCCUCCUUGCCCAGUGGGACACCACCCGGCCGCCGCUGCUCACCACUCACCUUUGUGCCAAGGCCCUGGCCCCGGCCCUGAUGAAAUCCAAGACUCGGGUGGUGUACAUGGCGCGGAACCCCAAGGAUGUGCUUGUUUCCUUCUACCACUUCCAACGAAUCGCCAACUUCCUGCCCGACCCCAGCUCAUUCCAGGACUUUAUGGAUGAGUUUCUUGAGGGCACAGUCUUCUACGGCUCCUGGUUUGACCACAUGAAGGGGUGGCUGAGCCUCCAGAAAAAUCUAAACAUGCUUCUUAUGACCUAUGAGGAAAUGCACCAGGAACCUCGGGGCACCAUCCAGAAGCUAAGUGACUUCUUGCAGCACCCGCUGGGGCCGGAAGAGAAGGACCUCAUCAUGAGGCACUGCAGUUUCUCCUUCAUGAGCGGCGUAGUCAACUACAGUCUGGUAUCCAAGGAAAUCAUGGACCAGAACCGGGGCAAGUUCCUACGGAAAGGCGUAGUGGGGAACUGGAAGGAACACUUCACUCCAGAGCACAAUGAGAAGUUCAACGCCGUCUACAAGGCCAAGAUAGGCGACUUUGGCCUUCGCCUACCCUGGACCAUGGACUGA